Molecule: messenger RNA, 1665 nt
Organism: Laetiporus sulphureus 93-53
Lineage: Eukaryota; Fungi; Basidiomycota; Agaricomycetes; Polyporales; Laetiporaceae
Exons: 3
Coding region: 1-1665 (554 amino acids)
Source: RefSeq, a predicted model, not a curated record
AUGUCACAAUACAACCUUGGCAGUGUUGCGUUCCCAGGAGGACACACCACAAGUGAGCCUACGGACCCCUGGAGGAGUCAGGCCACCUCUGUUUCAUCUGAAGCAGGCCCAGCUGCCCCUGCAGAAGAACCCCAUACUAGCAGCACACCCAAGGUGUCAGGAGUAGUCAGGAACCCGUCACCCACCACCCUGCCAGAGUUUACCACACCCGCAACUUGGGAAUGGCAGGGUAUCUCUUAUGACACAAUCGAGGAAGCUGCCAAUGCCGCUGCACCCACCACCGUUCCAAAUGACGUCAAAGAAUGGGUGAUGAAUGUGGUGCGAGCAUUCAUCAUGAGGGACAUUGUGAGCUCUUAUGAGGCACUACGUCAAAAGAUGGAUGAACGUCAUGAGCACACGGUGGCCUCGUUAGAAGAAGAGAUAAUGGCUCACAUUCAUGUCGAAAUCAUGGCAGUAGAAACGCGAGACCAGCUAAAAGUUGCAAGAGCCCAGAUCGGCACCCUCUCCGCCGAUAUAGAACGGCUCGUCAAAGCGAACAACAAUAUGACGCUUGAGGCCCAAGCAAUCCGCAAGGACUUCAAAAAUUACAAGGACAAAGUAAAGGGCCAGAUGGAUGCCCUUUACGAAAACAUGGUCACCCUGAAGGAGGCGCAGGAAAAGACCAUGACCUAUAUCGUUGGGCUGGAAUCUCAGCUCAACAAUACUAUAAUCAAUGUGCCUCCCACAGAUCCUCCCAAAUAUUCAGGGAGAAAGUCAUCGGAGAAUUUUGAGACCUGGUUCACGAACCUUCUCAUCUGGCUCGAUUAUAACCACUUUACGGACGACAAGGACAAAAUUCGGCAGGCCAAUGCACAUCUGGAAGGAGGAGCAGCUCUGUACAUGAAAGAGUAUGCAAUCAAGCUCGCCUCUGAACAAGAUGUUGGAACAUGGGCAGAAUACACCAGGAAACUAGAAAUGGCAUACAAGAUGCUUGACCCCAAGCACAUGGCACAGGCAAUGCUAGAUGCGCACUGCACAACCCGCCACAAGACAAUGAUCGCCUUCACAGAGAAUUUCAGGGCCUACGCCCCCGAAUCAGGAUACUCGGACGAAGAUCUGAUUGUCAAAAUUAGAGAACAAUGGUUGAUCCACAUCCAGAUGGUCAUGUCGGUAACAGAGACUCUAGACCCCUCCAAGAUUCCAACCACUUGGAUGGACUACCUUGAAUUCUGCCUGGAGAUAGAAAUCAAACACCUCCAGCAAAUCUUGGGCAAUAAGUCUACUGGACAGACCAUGGCGACAAAGGCGACCACCCCCAAGGACCCUAAUGCAAUGGAUACGAGUGCAAGGAUCACAUACGAACUUUCCCCCAAACAGGACAGGUGGCUGACAAACAAACUAUGUAAAGGAAAGGGAAAAGCACAGAAGGUUCGACAAGUCGAAGAAGAAGGUAGCUCGGAUACAUCACCUCAAAUUGUGGCAUUGGAGCAAGCAAUUGCUGCACUUUGUGGGAUGAGCACCACCUCGACUACUCCCCCAUCCAGCAAAGACAAGAACAAGGCAAAGGGCACAGAUGCAGCAUCAACGGCAUCAGCAUCAACGGCAUCGGCAUCAAUGGUUAAGGACACCAAUGCGAGAAUCAACGAGCUCGAUAAAUUCUCAGAGAAUUUUCUGUACGAAGUGUAG